Molecule: messenger RNA, 1822 nt
Organism: Carassius carassius (crucian carp)
Lineage: Eukaryota; Metazoa; Chordata; Actinopteri; Cypriniformes; Cyprinidae
Product: C2 calcium-dependent domain-containing protein 4C-like
Exons: 2
Coding region: 305-1570 (421 amino acids)
Source: RefSeq, a predicted model, not a curated record
AGUAUAGUAUUCUAUUCUAAACCCAUACGUUGAUACGGACUGCGAGAAAUUCCAGAGUGGUGCGCGUUACCGUGCGCGUACUCCCACUGGUUGAUACGCGCGCGCGCGCAGUGGAGAGGGUCGGUGCGCUAUUAAAGCCGCGAGUAGACGCGCAGUGCCAAUAGACAGUUCUGUCCUGGAAUACCGGAGACCCGAACGACGGUGAGACGGAAAAACAACAUAUGGAUUGAAGCACACACUUCACAACCGGACCACUAACCACUUAACGGUGCAAUUGCACGUCUCUCCCAGACCCCGCCAAGAGAUGUGGCUGCUGGAAAAGAUCCGCUGUUCAGUGGAGGGAAAAGUUCUCCGACAGGGAGACUCGGCUGACAAACAGAGCAAAGCCCCCGCCUACUGCAACGUCCUCACCCCUGACAAGAUUCCUGACUUCUUUAUUCCACCUAAACUGGUGUGCUGCCCCCCAGAAGAGGAAACGCCGGAGAUGAAGCCCAAAAACGGGCUCCAUUCUUCCACAUCCGACCAGACCAUAUGCUGCAAGACGCCACAGGGCAGUCUGCGCAGUCCACGCCUCAUUAAGAAGCUGGCUGGAGACACCAAGAACUUGCUCAAAGCUGCAAACCGCCACAUUAUCCAGAUUGAAAGCGCAGAUGAGUUGGUGGUCGGGGAGGUGGGCGACCUCAACACAAAUGCAGACCCCCAGUCCCAAACGGCCAUGUCCUUGCCAUACGUACCCAAAGCACAAACCUCCUACGGUUUCGCCACGCUCAUGGAAAGUCCUCACACGAGGCGUAAAGAGUCCCUCUUCCAUAGUGACCCCACAAGUCCGCUCACCUCGCCUAACACCCAACGCAAAUCGCAGGGCAACCACUUAAACCCCAGCGACUGUAACACCUCCCAUUCCAACCCCUACCGGUACUUCAGUGGGGGAGAAAGUGACACUUGCUCGUCAGCUGAGUCCUCCCCAUUCAACUCCCCUCUGUUAUCCCGUUCCGCAUCCCUCCUCAAGAUGUUUACCCACGAAACCCAAGCCAAGGUGUCCAGGGCCAAGCGUUCCUUAGCCCGGCACAGUUCUCUCUCGACAGACGAGUGCAGCUCUGUGGAAACCAGCCCGAACAUUCAGAGGCGCUUUCGUUGCCCUCCUUCUCCAGCCUUCCGAGGACGGAAAUACGGAGCCAACAUGGAUCGCUUCACACAGCACACUGUCAACCUCCACAAGGGUGGAACUCUACGCAUCUGCACAGACUACGACAUUGACGCCACCAGGCUUCAUGUCCGUGUCUUGGCGGCCGAGGAGCUCUACGAUAAACAGUACGAUGUGAAGGCCAUCAAUUGUUGCGUGGCUUUGUACCUGAACCCGGGAAAGCUCCAGAAACAGCGGAGCACCAUUAUCAAGAACAGCCGCAACCCCGUCUUCAACGAGGACUUUUACUUUGACUCCCUUCCUGUUGCACAGGUGAAAAACCUUGCCAUCAAGAUGAAGGUAGUCAACAAGGGCACCAGUCUGAAGAGAGAUACUCUACUGGGAGAGAGGGAGGUACCCCUGAAGGAGUUGCUUUCUGGGAUCUAGAGGUCAGACUUCAUUUCCCACCAUGGGGCAAACACACCAAUCCAGUCUUCAGCUAACAGAAUCAGACAAGGAAAUAUCCCAGCUCUGAUUUUGAGUCCUCAGAGUGGUUGGUCCCUUUGGUUGCAAAACUCUCCAACUAACUGUGUGCAGCUUCCUAACAUGUUUACCAGCAGUGAGAGUGUAUGGAUGUACUGUAUGUGUGAGAACUUCUGUAUGUACAGCCCAUGAGUAUAAAGGCAUGCUUUGAUUGUA